CCUUCUCUUCCUUCCUUCCUUCGUUCCUCCCUUCCCUCUGGGACCGGGGCCAACACCGAGGCCCGCCCUAGACUCUGUGUUUUCGGGCCCCCCGAAAGGAGCUGUAAGGGAAGGAAAGAAGGGGCGAAGGAGCGGGGCCCUUGCUGCCACCGCCAUGCUCUCCCUUGGAGUAGAACCGCGCUGAGGUUGGGAAGCGGAGGCACCCGAGGAGUAGGAGCAGCGCAGAACCGAACGAUUGCCAGGAGCUGCUGCUGCCGGAGCCAAUGGCGUACACCACGAGCUCUCCGCCGUCACCGCCCAUCGGGCCCCAGUAUUGUGUCUGCAAAGUCGAACUCUCCGUCUGUGGCCAAAACCUUCUCGACCGCGAUGUGACCUCUAAAUCUGACCCUUUCUGUGUCUUAUUUAUGGAAGUCGAUGACAAAUGGACAGAGGUCGACCGGACGGAAACAGCGGUGAACAACCUCAACCCGGCUUUCUCCAAGAAGUUCAUUGUCGAGUAUCGCUUCGAGGAGGUCCAGAAGCUGAAAUUUGCCUUGUUCGACCAGGACAAGUCCAGCAUGCAGCUCUACGAACAUGACUUUCUGGGAGAGUUUUCCUGCACUUUGGGCUCGAUUGUUUCAAGCAAGAAGAUCACCAGAACCCUCCUUUUGGGGAACGGGAAACCCGCUGGAAAGGGGAUGAUCACGAUAGCAGCCCAAGAGCUGUCAGACAACAGAGUCAUCACUCUUAGCAUGGCUGGCAGAAAGCUGGAUAAAAAGGAUUUGUUUGGGAAAUCAGACCCAUUUUUAGAGUUUUAUAAACCCGGGGACGAUGGGAAAUGGAUGCUGGUUCACAGGACAGAGGUGAUUAAAUACACGUUGGACCCUGUAUGGAAGCCAUUCACUGUGCCUUUAGUAUCUCUAUGUGACGGAGACGUCGAAAAGCAGAUCAAGAUUAUCUGUUACGAUUAUGACAAUGACGGAGGCCACGACUUCAUUGGGGAUUUCCAGACCUCCGUUGCCAAGAUGUGCGAAGCCCAAGAUUCCUUUGCAGUAGAAUUUGAAUGCAUUAACCCCAAAAAGCAGAAGAAGAAGAGGAGCUACAAAAACUCAGGCAUCAUCAUCAUCAAAUCCUGCAAGAUCGCCAGAGAUUACUCCUUUCUGGACUACAUCCUCGGAGGCUGUCAGUUAAUGUUUACGGUCGGGAUUGACUUCACAGCAUCCAACGGGAACCCUCGGGACCCCACCUCUUUGCACUAUAUCAACCCCAUGGGAAGCAACGAGUACCUUUCGGCCAUUUGGGCCGUCGGGCAGAUCAUCCAAGACUACGACACAGACAAGAUGUUUCCUGCCUUGGGUUUUGGAGCCCAGUUGCCGCCGGACUGGAAGGUUUCUCAUGAAUUUGCCAUUAACUUCAACCCCACCAACCCCUUUUGCCUUGGUGUAGAAGGCAUUGUCCAAGCCUACUCCAGCUGCCUGCCGCACAUACGCUUCUACGGACCAACCAACUUCUCCCCCAUCAUAAACCACGUGGCCCGAUUCGCAGCCCAGGCCACGCAGCAGCAGUCUGCAACUCAAUACUUCAUCCUCUUGAUCAUCACGGACGGCGUCAUCAGCGACAUGGACGAGACCCGGCACGCCAUCGUCCAGGCCUCCAAGCUGCCCAUGUCCAUCAUCAUCGUAGGCGUAGGGAACGCCGACUUUGUCGCCAUGGAGUUCCUGGACGGAGACAACCGGAUGCUCAGGUCUUACACCGGAGAGGAGGCCGUGCGGGACAUCGUCCAGUUCGUGCCCUUCCGCGAAUUUCGCAGCGCCCCCAAGGAGACGCUGGCCAAAGCGGUCCUGGCGGAGCUGCCACAACAAGUGGUCCAGUACUUCAAGCAGCAGAACUUGCCGCCCAUCAACUCCGAACCAGCGUAGGGUGGGAUCCGCCGCUCUUUGCCUGCAUGUUCCCCCAAAACGUGUCAGUGCCGGGCUGCAUGCCUCAUGUGGUUUCAGACAAUUUUGUACUUUUUAAUUUAAAUGAGUUUAUUUAAAAAACCAAACAAACAAAUCCAGAUCUCCCUUGAAAAUGCAACACGAGCAGAGUCUGGAUUGGAGCUCCAAAAAAAAAAUAAAUUACUGUUUUCCUCUCCUCGGUUACUCCAAGAACCAAUUUUUAAAUAUUUGAAUGUACUUUGUAUGAUUUUCUUUUGGUGGAACCAGAGAACAUUUUCACAAUUUC
Messenger RNA from Anolis sagrei ordinatus, 2202 nucleotides. Lineage: Eukaryota; Metazoa; Chordata; Lepidosauria; Squamata; Anolidae. The record is from RefSeq and is a predicted model, not a curated record.